Molecule: messenger RNA, 374 nt
Organism: Striga hermonthica
Lineage: Eukaryota; Viridiplantae; Streptophyta; Magnoliopsida; Lamiales; Orobanchaceae
Source: the annotation of a GenBank genome assembly
GCCUUCUUCCUCCCACAACCCGUCGUCGGAAAACGGACCACCCUGACGGAAAAAAUUCUCCGCCUCUGCGUCUGCUUGCCCUUGACCACGCGGGCGCUGUUGAAACCCGCCCCCACGCGGCCCUCUGUCCCCGCCCUGCCGAAACCCUAAGCCGCCGUCGCCCCUGGCCCGCGGAUGAACCCCCUCCGCGAAAGGAUUGUCGACGGUCAUGGUAUCGUCAGAAUCAUCGCCGGUCUGGAGUGGGGGUGGUGAACGCCGGCGGGGCGCCCCGCCGAACCCGCGGCCACCACGACCUCCCCGCUGUCCCCCGCGUGUGCCCCGGUCAGCCCCAUCGCGGUUUCGUCGCAUCUCUUCCAUCAAAUCGCGCAUCGUCA